CGCCGUACGGACAUUACUAACGAAUCGUUUUAGCGGUAGCGAUAAAUCUCUGCUUUUCAUUACUAAUUUUUGUCGGAAGAAUCUUUUUACUGUUACGUUAAUAUUUGCUAAUGGAGCAAAUACUAUUGAAGCUUCUCGUAGCCGAUAACGCUACUAUACAAGAGGGCACUGCAGAACUUCGAAAAGCGUUCAAGAAACCUGAAAGUACACCUGCUUUGUGCCAACUCGUUGUAUCUUCUGCAAAUCCACAAAUCAGGCAAUAUGCAGCGGUUUUACUUAGAAAACGUUAUAACAAAGGAAAACAUUGGACAGAAUUACCAGAAAACAUACGUACUGAUUUUAAAACAAUGAUCUUACCAGCAUUAUGCAACGAACCAGAAAAGUUUGUAAAAAAUGCUAUAGUUCAAUUAAUAGGUACCAUAGUUAAACACGAACUACCUAAUAACGAUUGGCCAGAAGUCUUACGGUUUGUGCAACAAUUAGUUACAAGUGAAAAUACAUUUGACAAAGAGUUAGGUAUGUAUACAUUGGCCACUAUGACAGAGAUAGCACCAAGUGCAUAUUUCGUUUAUGCAGAAUCAGUUGUCAUUCUUCUUUCUCAGACGCUAAAUAGUCUUCAAGAGUUAGGAAAUCCUAUUGCAUAUUAUGUUAUACAAACAUUACAAAAUUUAAUUCCUUUGGUUGAAGGUAAUCAGAAUAUAAUAAAUAUUUAUCAACGUAUGAUGAUACAAAUAAUGGCAGCAAUACUAGCUUUAGCAGAAGUUGACGAAGAUAAAGCUACAACAUGUUUUGAAUUAUUAGAUGAAUUAUGCGAAAAUGAAAUUACCGUGAUAGCGCCACAUGUGAAGGCACUUAUUAAUCUGUGCCUUGCCAUCAUCAAUAACAAAUCUUUAUCCGAUCCUCUUCGAGUUAAAGCAAUUAGCUUUAUUGGCUGGCUUGCAAGAACCAAAAAAAAGGCCCUUGUUAAACACAAAUUGGUUGAAUCGAUUAUUAAUACAUUGUUUGCACUUAUGUCGUCUCGUCCUGAUGAUGAUAAUGAGGAAGUUUAUUUCAGUGGAGAGAAUGAAGAUAAUACACCUAUUACUUGUGCAACUCAAACAUUGGAUACAUUAGCUUUGCAUUUACCUCCUGAAAAACUAAUUCCACAUUUGUUAAAGCAUAUUGAACCAAGUCUUCAAGGUUCUGAUAUUUAUGCAAAAAAAUCAUCAUAUUUAGUUAUGGCAGUACUUGCUGAAGGUUGUUCUGAGCAUAUUCGAACCAAGUAUCUAGAAUCUUUUUUGCGUUGCAUUUGUCAAGGAAUUACCGAUGCUGCACCUGUCGUACGAAAUGCUGCUCUUUUUGCGCUUGGUCAAUUUUCUGAACAUUUACAACCAGAUAUAUCUCAAUAUUCGUCUGAAUUACUUCCACUUCUAUUCGAGUAUCUUGGUCAAGUAUGUGCUCUUAUCAGACAAGAGAAAAAAGAACCGCCAUCGAUCGAUCGAAUGUUUUACGCUCUUGAAAUGUUUUGUGAAAAUUUAAAUGAAAGUUUAUUACCAUAUUUACCUACUUUGAUGGAAAGGCUUUUUGAAAUUUUAAGCGCAGAAACUUCGGUACAUGUAAAAGAAUUAUCACUUAGUGCCAUUGGCUCAGCAGCUUAUGCUAGUAAGGAACAUAUGUUGCCUUAUUUUGAAAAAAUUAUUUCUAUUCUUAACGGUUACCUUACGGAAAAACAAACAGAUGAAACUAUGUGUCUUCAAAUUCAAGCUGUUGAUACUCUUGGAGUAAUUGCUAGAACAAUAGGGGAUGAGCAUUUUGCUCCGCUUGCUACUAGAUCUCUAGAAUUUGGAUUGAAAUUAUUAAAGGAAACCGAAGACCCUGAUUUGCGAAAAUCUAUUUAUGGCUUAUUUGCUUCGAUCAGCACAGUUAUGAAAAAAGAAAUAGCUAUGGCAUUGCCUCAAAUUGUUGAGUAUGCGAUAAACAGUAUACAAAGUUCUGAAGGUAUAGUGCCUCACUUUAAAGAAGAUGAAACAACUGCUUUUCCGAUAUAUGAAGAUCUUAGCGAUGAAAAUGAUGAUGAAGAAGAUAUAGAAAAUACAGAUAAUGAAGAAGACGGAGAUGAUGACGAUGUAGCAGGUUACAGUGUAGAAAAUGCUUAUAUCGAAGAAAAAGAAGAGGCAAUCAUGGCACUCAAAGAGAUUGCGCAAUAUACAGAGGAAGCAUUUUUACCAUAUCUUGAGAAAUCAUUCGAAGAGGUCUUUAAAUUAAUUAACUAUCCCCAAGAAGAUAUUCGAAAGGCAGCUAUAGAGGCUUUGUUGCAAUUUUGUAUCAACUUUUCCAAAAUUAAUUCUAAUGAAGGCAGACAGUCAUUAUUUAAGGCUCUGUCAGUUUUUGUUCCAAAACUAUCAGAAUUGAUUAGGUUAGACGAUGAGAGAACGGUAGCUAUAAGUGGGUUGGAUGCAUAUUCAGAGCUACUUAAAGAAAUAAAAUCUGAUGUUGUUAUUGGCGAAGGUCAUAAAUAUGCUAUUAUGAAUUGCAUAACAGAUGUUAUGUCAGGUAAGACUAAAUGUCAAGAUCAAGAAGAAGGAGAGGGUGUAGAGAUUGAGGCAGAACAAGACGAACUCUUAGUCGAAUGUGCAGGUGAUGUACUUUCGAAUCUUGGAAAAGCCAUUUCUUCUGAAGACUUUGCUCUUUACUUUCAAGUAGUUUUACCAAUGCUUAUAGAAAGAUCGAAAAAAAACAAAUCCGAUGCACAAAGAUCUUUUGCAGUUGGUAUGAUUUCCGAAUGUUUUUCUGGACUUGAACAUGCUGUAGCCGCUUUUGUACCGCAACUUCUUCCUACUUUUUUUAAGUUUACUAAUGACUCUAAUGCUGACGUUCGUAAUAAUGCAAUAUUUGGAAUCGGUGAACUUGCCUUCCAUGGUAAAGAAGCUGUUUAUUCUCACUAUCCUGACAUUUUACAAGUCUUAUCAAGUGCUAUUGCUAAAGAAUCGCACGUAGGUGCUCGAGAUAACAUUCUAGGUGCAAUAGCACGCUUAAUUAUUGUGAACUAUGGAAUUUUGCCAUUGGACCAAGUUUUUCCAGUGUUUGUCAAUCAAUUACCAUUGAAAGAAGAUUUUCAAGAAAAUAAGGCUGUUUUUAGAAGUAUUUUAACCUUAUAUCAGGCUGGUCAUAACAUAUUACAAUCUCACAUGCGUGCAUUACUUCAAGUUGCAAUCAGCGUUUUGCAAGAAGGAAAAACUACCGACGAUGAAGCAAGAAACCUUGUAAUGGAGUUUGUGCGAUCUGCGCAACGAGAUUUCCCGAACGAUUGGAAUUCUGUCUACACCGAAUUACCACCAGAAAUAGCUACAAAUAUUCAACAGAUGUUUUCCUAAGUUAUAUUUUAAUUACAUUCAAAUCUUCACUUGUUUAACAUAAACUUCAAAUAUUAUGCACGAAAUAUACACUUUAUUUUCGUAAAUUAGUAUCGUUCUAAGAAUUAGACACAGUGUUUCCAAAUAUCUUCAAUUUACAUUUGCGAUCAUUGUGACUUAUUUAUCUUAUAAAUUCAUUAUUAGAACAAUCACGAGACGAAUAUGACUAUGGAUAAUAGUAAUAUAGCCUUUUUUCUUUUUCUUUUUUAAGUCCACAUGUUACUAUUGCAUUAUCGAUACAAUAUAGAGAAUAACAUUGAAAUAUUUUGUAUCUUAAAGAGAAAUAUUAUAUUAUAUCUGUCAAAUGUCAAUUUCGGCAUUGAGUAAUAUCGUUUAUUUGUUUUUCUAUCUUCCGAAGUAAAGGUGCUAUUACUCUAAGAUAAAAUUGACAUAUAAAAUGAAUCAAAUGAAACAUUUCAAUAAACGUAUAUUGUGAGAGCACGAAUGUUAGAGGCGUUAUUACGAUAUAUUUUACAUUAUAUUUGUCUAUAAUCAAAACAUAUUCAAUAUAGAGAGCAGUACUCUAUCACGUAAACGUAUAAAUACACACACGUACACAUACAUAACAAACAUACGUACACAUAAUACUCAUAAAUGUAUAACUCGACGAAUAAAAACGUUAGAUUGGGUGCUUGUUAUAAAUUUAA
Molecule: messenger RNA, 4039 nt
Organism: Vespula pensylvanica (western yellowjacket)
Lineage: Eukaryota; Metazoa; Arthropoda; Insecta; Hymenoptera; Vespidae
Product: importin-4-like
Exons: 15
Coding region: 111-3353 (1080 amino acids)
Biological process (GO): protein import into nucleus
Cellular component (GO): cytoplasm; nucleus
Molecular function (GO): small GTPase binding; nuclear import signal receptor activity
Source: RefSeq, a predicted model, not a curated record